Molecule: messenger RNA, 2187 nt
Organism: Scheffersomyces coipomensis
Lineage: Eukaryota; Fungi; Ascomycota; Pichiomycetes; Serinales; Debaryomycetaceae
Exons: 1
Coding region: 1-2187 (728 amino acids)
Source: RefSeq, a predicted model, not a curated record
AUGGUAUUUCAAUUCAUCAUAAAUGAUAGUCUUUUAAGAAGGAGUAUUCAAUUAGUUCAAAAUAAUCUCCAGAAUGCAAAUCAUGAUUAUUUACAAGUUGAGACACUUCCUAGUUUUAGAGAAAACCGACAACUUUAUGAAGUGGAUUUUGGUUCUGUUGAAGAUUCCAGAAAUGAAGACUUUAAAGGUUUACGAAAGGAGAUAGCUCUUCGCUUACGCUGCUUUCAUCAUUAUGUUGGUAAUAGGGAUAUAUUACAGGCCAAUGGAAACCACUAUGAAGUGAUUUUAGAGCCCCCCUUUACGCCUUCAUUUCUUCUUGAAGACUUCAUAUCCGAGUUUUCAAGAGAACUUAUUCUGGAAUCUGGUAUUGUUGAUGGUAUCAAUGAUAUUAUUAAAAAUGUGAAAAGCGUUUUUGAUUAUUCACAACUAUUUGUCUUACCCUUUCCACCUCCCAUUUAUCAAGUGGGUGGUGACCACGACUCGAGGCCAACGAAGAAGCAAAGAACAACCAAUCAACUCAAUACAAACGACCCAGUACGAAGCAAUUCUUUCACACUCACUAGAGGAGCUUUUGAAUCAUUUCGUCAAAUUCAAGCUGUUGUGAUAGAUGAAAAUAACCAAGACAUACAAGGUGAUGUGAUAGAUGAAAAUAACCAAGACAUACAACCAGUAGGGAUACACUUUGUAGCGCAAAUUGGUUCAAUCCAAACUGGAAUCAUGCCUCAUAUGAUUCGAAACGAGUCAGAUGUUACUCGACUUGUGAAAACUGCUAUUUUAAAUCCCGUGCGUAAAUUAUUAUCGCAAGACUAUUCGGGAUUGGCAUUAAGGCCACAGAGGUACGGUAUGAAAUUAUCCAUUCCUGAUUACAGUUUUAAAGUUAAAAUUGGUGAAUCAAUCUUUUUAAUUCCAGUUGAAUUAAAGCUGUCAGGUGUAUAUAACUCCUUCAAAAGAAAGGAUACUAGAUUUUCUGAUUUAAUGAAUCAAUCAAUUUACCAGAUGCUUACUUGCAAGUCAUCAAUCAGCUUUGUUUUUGAUAAAGAUUGUAUUAUGGUUAUAAAAUUGGUUCAUGAAAUACCUGAAUUCGCAGUUGAAGAAUUAACUCAAAUAAGAUUAGCCAAAAUUAAAUGCAAUAUUCAAUGUGUUAAAUACAAAGAUAGUAGUCCUGCGGUAAUAUUUUAUAAACUGAUGUUUAGUUAUCUUCUGGGUGCGACUGUAGCUGCCGAAGCUCAAGUUGAAUCUAUAUUUGAAGCCAUGAGAUUGACAGAUGAUGAUAAGACCGCUGUAACCCAAGCUAAAUAUGUGUUUAUGCGAAAUGAGUGGCUCAGUCAAUUCAGUCGUUAUAAGCUAACACGGGGCUAUUAUAUCAGAUAUCAUGAAAGAAAGCAAACUGACAUUAGGAUCCUCGAAGGGGUUUUCAAAAAAUCCUUACUCAAUUUUGAUACUACUAUUAAUCGAGAGGAUUUUGAGGAUAUAACACCCAUUCAAGGUGGGAGAGACAAUACAAGGUAUAAUUCAAAUGUUUUUCGUUUAAAAUACAACAAGGCCCCAAAUGAAAACAGAAGAAUGAUACUCAAAGUGUAUGACCCAGUGUCUGCCACCAUUAAGCCCUCUCAUACCCACAGUUGGUCAUUUCAGAGAGCAUUUGCAUUUUCAUUAUUAUUGUUUUUGAAUGAAUUACGUUGUUACAAAAAAUUGAGAGAAGUUAAUAGUAGAGGGUCACAAGUAGAUAGGCCAUCGUCACUCAUUGGAGCAUCAGAAGCUUUGAAUUAUACUCCAUAUUUGUACCUGUCAGGAUUUAUAGAUUGGCCAAGUGAAAUAAUUGCCGGAAAUAAACAGCCAACGAGAUUUUCAGGCUUUUUCCUUCUCAUGGAAGAAAUAUCACGAGAUUUUCCUGAGACAGAAGAGGAAUAUCAACGAGCAGCAGCUCAAGCGUUGCAAAGCAUUCAUGCCAUAGGAUUGCUACAUGGGGAUGUAAUAGCUCGGAAUUUCCGAUAUGAUGCUUCCAGGCAGAGAGUUAUUUUCUUCGAUUUUGGUCUGUCUAGCUACACCAAUAGAAAACCGAAUGCUUUGAUUGCUGUGAGUGAUAAACAAAAGAUUUAUGAACUUGAUAAGUUAAGAUUUGAAGUGUCAAAGGCAUUUAGAAAGAGGCCUAUUAGACCUGUUAGAGAUAAUAAUUUAAUAGUCUAA